CUCUGCUCCUAAAUCCAGAACCUGACAAUUUGCACAAAACAAUCAGAACUGAGUGACCCAAAUCCACUUAAGGCUCAAUCGAAACUUCUACUUGUGCUCUCACAGACUCGAACCCAGUUCAAGAUUGCAUCCUCGGCCUCAAUGUCUAUGUCCCCCAACCUCAAACCCGCCAUUUCCAUGUCCCCAACUCCAUUUCUAACUUCCUCUCCAUUUUCAUUCAAAACCCAAAACAGCUCAUUGUUCUUUAACACAAAAACUUCAACAAUUCACACCCAUAAAACCUCACUAAGAACCUGCACUAACUUUCAGUUCUUUAGCACCAGAAGAGUGUUCCUCACUUCAGUUUCUGGCAUCUGGGAUGCCAUCACCGGCGGCAACAAUCCCCGGGAAGCCGUUACCGCAAUCCGACGUGGAAUGGUUCUGUUUAGGCAGGGUGAUGUUGCAGGGUCUGUAGCAGAGUUUGACAAGGCAAUUGAGCUUGAUCCUCGCCAAAAGGCAUAUCUUUGGCAAAGGGGGCUGUCACUUUACUAUCUUGAUAGAUUUGAAGAAGGGGCAGAGCAGUUCCGAAUAGAUGUAGCUCAGAAUCCUAAUGAUACAGAGGAGUCCAUUUGGUGCUUUCUCUGUGAAGCUCAAUUAUAUGGAGUUAAGGAAGCACGAGAACGAUUUCUUGAGGUUGGUCGGGAUCCGAGACCUGUCAUGAGAGAAGCCUAUAACAUGUUUAAAGAUGGUGGUGAUCCAGAAAAGAUUGCAGAUGCAUUUAAAAAUGGCCGAGACAGUGAUUAUUUCUACGCUUCUCUAUAUGCUGGCCUUUACUAUGAAGCUCAGAAAAAACCUGAUGAGGCCAAAGUUCACAUCCUUGCUGCUUAUCAGUCUUCCUAUGGACAAAGAUCCGAUGAUUACAUGGCUUCUCUUGCCAAGGUUCACUGUGUUUGUCGAAAUUGGAUAUCUGAUUGAAGCUCUUGGUCAUUCCUUAUUUCAUAUACAAAAGUUGGUUAAUGUACUUACAUAUGCCUUCGUUUCGGGCAGAAGUAGAAGCAAGGGAAAUCAUUCUAUUGUAGUAUA
This is a messenger RNA of Argentina anserina (silverweed cinquefoil), 1062 nucleotides long. RefSeq lists its product as uncharacterized. The coding region runs from base 142 to 954 and encodes 270 amino acids. Gene Ontology annotation, molecular function: protein binding. Lineage: Eukaryota; Viridiplantae; Streptophyta; Magnoliopsida; Rosales; Rosaceae. The record is from RefSeq and is a predicted model, not a curated record. Gene Ontology annotation, cellular component: chloroplast. The transcript is spliced from 8 exons.